Lathyrus oleraceus (garden pea) is the source of this 888-nucleotide messenger RNA. RefSeq lists its product as uncharacterized. NCBI's taxonomy places the organism in Eukaryota, Viridiplantae, Streptophyta, Magnoliopsida, Fabales, Fabaceae. Gene Ontology annotation, molecular function: SNAP receptor activity; SNARE binding. Gene Ontology annotation, cellular component: SNARE complex; membrane; endomembrane system. The coding region runs from base 1 to 888 and encodes 295 amino acids. The record is from RefSeq and is a predicted model, not a curated record. Gene Ontology annotation, biological process: intracellular protein transport; vesicle fusion; vesicle-mediated transport. The transcript has 8 exons.
AUGCGCAAACAAAUCAGUUUAUUGCCUGUAUUCAGUGCUUCUGUUUUAGUUGAGAUGAUGGAACCUGACGGGUCUUCAACAAUUUCGGUGAUGAGUGGAGAAGGAGAAUCUUUGUCAGCUCAAUUGGCUCAUGAGGUUAUGGCUAUUCAGGCUGACUUACUGAAGAAUGAAAUUUCAGACCCAUCCUUAAUGUCUUCAUCCCUUUCACAAAGCUCUAGCUCAGAGCUUGAGAAAGAUAGCAAAGUUUCUGAAAGGGAAUACAUGGCUACUCCUGUUUUUCAUGGGCUUUUCUUUCUGCCCUGCAGCUAUACAGUCAGUGGAGUAGGUGUCAGUUCUGAUAAAAGUCAAGAACAACGUGCCCUUCUUGUGGAAUCUAAAAGACAGGAGGUAAUAUCCUUAGAUAAUGAGAUUUCCUUCAAUGAGGCUAUCAUCGAGGAAAGAGAACAAGGUAUUCAAGAAGUCCAGCAGCAGAUUGGGGAAGUAAAUGAGAUCUUCAAAGAUCUUGCCGUGCUUGUUCAUGAGCAAGGAGCAAUGAUUGAUGAUAUUGGAUCCAACAUUGAGCAUUCCCAUGAAGCCACUGCCCAAGCAAAAUCAGAACUUGUGAAAGCUUCUAAGACACAACGAUCAAGUUCAUCUUUGGCUAUCAAAACUCUCCGGCGGUGUUGCUGUUUUCAAACUGCAAAUGCUGGUUUUGAUGGUUCUUUAAUUUACAGCAAAUGGUUGGAACAAGAUAAUCUUAAUUUGGGUUUCGAUGCUGCUAAAGUAAAAAGAAGGUUGUUUAACUAUGGUGCUUAUUCUGCUAAAACAGGAACUUAUGUUGAUAUGGUGAAGGCUGGGAUUAUAGAUCCUGUUAAAGUUGUUAGAACAGCUUGUUGGUGUAAGCCCUAG